AUGCCUGAACUCAACGUCCAUAGCUUUUACCGCAUCUGGUUCACCUGGGUUGACCCACUGACAGUCCUCCCAACCGUCUACGCUCUUAUCUUCACCCCCGAAUUCAUUCUCGAUGGCCUCAUUCCACGGAGCAUGUCUGCGUAUAAUCCAGACCAGGCCUUCUUAUUCCACCAACUCGCUGCACUAUUCGCUUUUGUCGCCAUCAUGCUGGCUGUGCUUCUGAGAGUCAGCUCUGAUAUCAAAGUAUGGAGAGUCGUCAUUGGCGGCGUGCUUCUCAUCGACAUUGCGAUCUUGAUGAGUGUCUUUGUCAGUAUGAAACAACAGCGUCGGUCAGAGCUGUCAAUGUUCAGAUGGCAGGAUUGGGGGAAUUAUCUGUUCACUGGUUGGGUUGCUGUUGUGAGGGCCUUGUUCUUGGCUGGGGUUGGAGUUGGCGGUGUGAACAAGGGCAAGGUGGCUUGA
Messenger RNA from Fusarium fujikuroi IMI 58289, 459 nucleotides. RefSeq lists its product as uncharacterized. The coding region runs from base 1 to 459 and encodes 152 amino acids. The transcript has a single exon. The record is from RefSeq and is a predicted model, not a curated record. NCBI's taxonomy places the organism in Eukaryota, Fungi, Ascomycota, Sordariomycetes, Hypocreales, Nectriaceae.